This is a messenger RNA of Danio rerio (zebrafish), 2058 nucleotides long. NCBI's taxonomy places the organism in Eukaryota, Metazoa, Chordata, Actinopteri, Cypriniformes, Danionidae. The record is from RefSeq and is a predicted model, not a curated record.
CGUGGGCAGAGCAGCGGUGCAGGUUAGAGAGAGAGAGAGGCAGAGAGCAUGCGUGAAAGAACAGCUCUUUCUAAACGAUUAUAACGAGAAAAGAGAGGGAGAGGGAGGAAUACAGAUUAAGCAGACUGAACACAACUGUUGUUUUAAUCCUCUGAGCGGAUAGAUUUAGAUGAAAAAAAACUACUGGUUUGGAGGAGAGCAGCCAUAUUGCAUGGACCUUUGGUGGAAUAACAAGACUCUGUGUCGGAGCAGGAAUCCGCGGAGUUCAGGAGCAAACAUCUAGACUUCGCGAACCGCUCCGACGCUACUUUCACCGUCUUAUUGUCACAUUACCUAUUUAUUAUUUAUUUAUUUUAUUUUCUGGAUAGUGUUAAACAGCAGACAGAAAUAUGAAGGACCGACUGGAACAACUAAAAGCGACGUGCGAUCAUGAUGACGAGGAUGUUGAGAUCGCGGUGGACAAUGCUGCUUUUAUGGAUGAGUUUUUUUCCCAGAUUGAAGACAUUAGAAACAGCAUUGAUAAGAUCGAUGAGAAUGUGGCCGAAGUGAAAAAACUUUACUCCGUUAUUCUUUCUGCACCAACGUCAGACCAGAAAACACAGGAUGAUUUGGAGGCAUUAACUAAUGAUAUCAAGAAAAUGGCCAACAAUGCUCGGAACAAACUGAAGACCAUUGAAAGGAAUCUUGAGACGGAAGAAGUGGAAAGAGUAUCGGCCGACAUGAGAAUACGUAAAUCACAGCACGCUGUUCUUUCCAGAAAGUUUGUUGAUGUCAUGACCAAAUACAAUGAAGCUCAGGUGGACUUCAGAGAGAAGAGCAAAGGUCGCAUUCAGAGACAACUAGAGAUCACCGGUAAAGCCACAACUGAUGAGGAGCUUGAGGAGAUGCUGGAGGGUGGAAACGCAGCCGUUUUUACAGCAGGGAUUGUGGAUUCAGGGAUCUCCAAACAAGCACUGAGCGAGAUCGAAGCACGUCACAAAGACAUUGUGCGUCUGGAGAGCAGCAUAAAGGAGCUGCACGACAUGUUUGUGGACAUUGCCAUGCUAGUGGAGAGCCAGGGUGGCAUGAUUGAAAGGAUCGAGAACAACAUGGACCAGUCAGUGGGUUUCGUGGAGCGAGCCGUUGCUGACACCAAGAAAGCAGCUAAAUUUCAGCAGGAGGCUCGGCGUAAGAUGAUCAUAGUGGGUGUGGUUGUUGCUGUGGUGCUCGUCAUCAUCCUCAUCAUCAUCCUCACACAGGUCUUAUGAUAACCUCUCCCUCAGCGGCUCACCAUUAUUACAGCUUAUCACCUUCACUUUUCAUCCUCCCUGUUUGUCCUUGGAGUUAUGAAUGGAAAUGUCCGCCCCUUCACAUAUGGACUCUCUCUUCAUCAGAACAGACCAAUGGGAAACGAGUUUCUCUUCUCUCCUUUACAUCCUCCAUUUUACCUUAAUGUUUUAAAUGCCCCGCCCACUCCACAUAUGGCUCCUCCUCUCUUCAGCACAGACCAAUGGGAAACGAGUUCCUCUCCUUUUCAUCCUCCCUGUUUUACCUCAGGGUUUUAAAUGCAAAUGCCCCGCCCACUUCACAUGUGGCUCCUCCCCUCAUCAGCACAGACCAAUGGGAAACAAGUCUGCUGGAACUCUAGUGAUGGUCAAGAAAGUAGAUUUUUAAUAUGUAAUGACUGAUGGGAUCUGUUUAAGGAACCUCUACUACACGACAAGAAUGCCUCUUGAAGGAAGAUUAUUUUAAUGGACAAAUCACAGAGCAAAGAAUAAGGGAUUUUAUACGACUUGCAUAGAAAGGCAUCUUCCAUUUCAAGCCUAAAUGUUUGUUGAUGUAUAGUGUGUUCAUCAAUAGCUGUAUUUAGUGAAAUGUUCAUGAUCAAAAGGGCUCAGAGAUGAUUUUAGCUUCUGUUCUGGGACCUUGUGAAAUGAACUUAAGCUAAACAUUGAUUGGUCAUCCAGAGUGGAAGAAACACACAUGUGUAGCGAUUUUUUUAAUAACGUAAAAGUUAUGUAUGGGAGAUAAAAACAGAUUUAAACAAAUGAAUAAAUAACAUUUUAUAUUUUCUAAAUA